Molecule: messenger RNA, 6223 nt
Organism: Labrus bergylta (ballan wrasse)
Lineage: Eukaryota; Metazoa; Chordata; Actinopteri; Labriformes; Labridae
Source: RefSeq, a predicted model, not a curated record
UAGGUCUUUGUGUGUGUGUGUGAAUUCAACUAAAGGGCGAGAUGUGGUGUGAUCGCAGGAACUCAAACCAGGUGGGCAGGCAAUAAGGCUUGACAGAAGAUGCAACGGGGGUGGUGGCUCGUCAGAUGGCUGGGGACAGGAAUGGCAAUCCUCUCUUUGGUAACCCACAGCUGGGGCCAGGACACAGAAGACUGGCAGUAUGAGGAGUGUAAGCUGUCUCGGCCAGGCCCCCCUGCAACCAUCGUGACCAUCGAUGAGGAGAGCCCCAACGGCACAGUUUUGGUCGAAAACAUGCAGAUAAAUGGCCAUGCCCAAGACCCAGGAAGAACCAUCUCACUGACGUUACUGGACAACUACGACUACUGGGUGAUACUGGAACCAUCUCGACAGAGGCUCUACCUCAACAGCACUGGACGUGUUCUGGACAGAGAUCCCCCACACUUAAUCACCACCAUCGUUGUCCUGGUCCAGUGCACCAACGAGCUGGUUGGUACAGUCAUUUUUCACGAGGUCCGGAUUGUUGUGAGGGACAGGAACGACAACACCCCUCGCUUUCAGCAGCCACGCUACUAUGUCGCAGUAAAUGAGCUCACACCAGUUGGAACGACCAUUUUCACCGGCUUCUCAGGAAAUAAUGGCGCCACGGAUAUUGACGACGGACCCAAUGGACAUAUUGAAUACGGCAUCCUUUACAACCCCAAUGACCCGGAUUCUAACAGAACAGUGGCUGUCGCAAACACCUUGUCAGGACACAUUAUUCUGGCAGAGAGGCUUAACUAUGAGGAGAGAACUCGCUACCUGGUUUUGGUCCAAGCCAAUGACCGCGCCCCGUACCCUCCCAACAGACGCACGGCUACCACGACUCUGACCGUGGAUGUUCUUGAUGGAGACAACUUGGGACCCAUGUUCCUGCCUUGUGUUCUUGUGAACAACACCCGGGACUGCAACCCCAUCACCUACCGAGUCGCCAUCCCUGAAUUCACUGAACCGAGCAAACUAAACCCACUGAAUGUGAUCCCGCCGAUCCGCGCAGUGGACAUGGACAAAAACAUACAACCCCCAUCAAACAGACCAGGCAUCCUUUACUACGUCCUGGUUGGUCAUCCAGCUGCCCAUGCCCAGUAUUUCUCCCUGAACAGAAGCACUGCAGAGCUGCGUGUUCUGCAACCAGUCAGUAGGGACCUUUAUCAAAGGUUCACACUCAUCAUCAAGGCUGAACAGGACAACGGUCAUCCACUCCCUGCCUUCGCUGACCUCAUUAUCGAAAUCCUGGAUGAGAACAACCAGGCGCCAUAUUUCCAGUUUGCCACCUAUCAGGGCUAUGUGAGCGAGUCCUCCCCUGUCGGCACGACUAUCUCAGCCAGUGCUAACCUCACUGCUCCCCUGGGAAUCAUUGCUUUGGAUAACGACAUCGAGGAGACGAAAGACCCCAUGGCGAAGGUUACCAUGGAUGACUACACCGCGAUCUUUGGCCUGACCCCGACCGGGAUAAUCCGCUACUUGAGGCUCCUCAAACCUGUGGACCGGGAGCAGCAGAUGGUCUAUACGUUCACGAUGGUUGCAUCAGACGGCGUCCAGCAGAGCAGCCCGGUUACUGUAAACAUCCUGGUCAUUGAUGCCAAUGACAACACGCCCACAUUUGCCGAGGUAUCCUACAGCGUCGAAGUCUUCACAGACAUGCAGCCAGGCGAGACGGUGCUACAGUUGACAGCAGCAGAUGCUGACGAGGGCCUGAACGGUCUGGUGACUUAUGAGAUACUGGCCGGUGCUCAGGGAGACUUCAUCAUUAGCAACCGCACCGGACGCAUUACCGUGGCACCUGGUGUCACUUUAAUGGUGGGACGAUCUUACGCAUUGACUGUCAAGGCCUCUGACAACGCACCGGAGACCCAGAGAAGGAGCUCCAUCACUACAGUGUACAUCGAGGUUUUGCCUCCCAACAACCAGAGCCCCCCACGCUUCCCACUUCUCAACUACAAUCUGGAAAUCAGCGAGGCCAUGAGGAUAGGAGCGAUUCUGCUCAAUCUACAGGCCACAGACAGAGAAAAUGACCCGAUCACGUACCGCAUCGUGAGCGGCGAUUCCCAGGGGGUCUUCAACCUCUCUCAAACGAUUGGCCUGCUCCUCCUGGGAGAGCCGCUGGACAGAGAGACCACAGAUCAGUACCGUCUGAUUGUCACAGCCUCCGACGGCAACCCUGGAGGGACUUCAACGACUACUGUGAACAUAGUUGUCACUGAUGUCAACGAUAAUGACCCUGAUUUUGACCUCACCAUGUCGACAAAUUUUACUGCCCGAGAAGAAGAGGCCGAUCUGCUUGUGGGACAAGUCAUGGCCACAGAUCCAGAUGCAGGAGCUAAUGGACAGGUGCGCUACCGGAUUGUGAAUCAUCCUGACCUGUUUACAAUCAGUGCUAAUGGCAGUAUCUACACAAGAGUGCCACUCGACCGUGAGCUCAGGAGCCAGUAUGAUCUAGUAGUAGAGGCUUCAGAUGGAGCUGUGGAUCCCAGACGGACCACUUUGUCGGUAUCCAUCCAGGUCAUGGAUAUUGAUGACAACAGUCCGGUCUUCUCCCAGCAAACAUAUGUUGUGAAUGUACCCGAGAACAGCCCUGUGGGAACACUGGUCCUGAAGCUGAGCGCAGAAGACUCAGACCUUUUCUCCAACGUCACGUAUCGGAUCAAAACUGAAUCUGCCAGACAGCUGUUCUCUCUGAACCCUGUCACGGGGGAGUUAGCUGUGCUGCAGACCCUGGACUUUGAGGACCUAGCAGCUAUGGGCAUGGGGGCCUUGUACACUUUCCAGGUGGAGGCUGUUGACCAGGGAGGCGUCAUGCCCCCGGGGCAAGCUACCGUCACGGUCCGGAUAACGGACAUGAACGACUUCUCCCCCAUCUUUCGCCAAGACCUGUAUAAGGGCAUGGUGGCCCCAAAUGCAGAGAAAGGAACCGUCAUCACUACUGUGUCUGCUACAGACCAAGAUCCACCAGGAACCCCGGCCAGUUUUGUCCGCUACAGAGUGGACCACGACAGGUCGCCGUACAGCGGGAGCAUCUUUGAUGUGGAGGAGGAAACUGGAAGAGUCGUCACCAAGGUCAACCUUAAUGAAGAGCCAAGCGUCACCUUUAAGUUGUUUGUGAUCGCCUAUGACGACGGCGAGCCGGUGAAGACUAACAGCACUUUGGUGGAGAUCACUGUCCUCCAGCCCUCUCGCAUCCCGAUCUUCACCCAGGAAGAGUACAGGUUUGCUCUUGUUAGCGAGCUGGCUCCGAGCGGCACAGCAGUGGGGACAAUCCUAGCUGCUGCUAUCAACCAAACCAUCUUCUACUCCAUAGUGGCUGGAAAUGAACUAGGUCAUUUCGAGGUGAACAACAGGACAGGCGUCAUCUCCACAGCUAAACCUCUGGAUUAUGAAAAUGUGACCUCCUAUGUGCUCCGGGUUCAGGCGGACUCCAUGGUGGUCGUCAUGUCCAACCUGCGUGUGCCUUCAAAAACUAACACAGCGAAGGUUUACAUCGAGGUGGAGGAUGAGAACGACCACCCGCCCGUCUUCUCCAGGAAGCUCUACAUAGGCGGCGUGACGGAGGACACAAAGAUCUUCAGCUCGGUGCUAAAGAUAGUGGCCACUGAUAAAGACACGGGGAAUUACAGUAAGAUGGCUUACCGGCUGAUUAUCCCACCCACACCAGAGGGCCAAGACAGCUUCGUCAUAGAGACUUACACGGGAAUCAUCAAGUCAGCCAUCAUGUUUCGAAACAUGCGCAGGUCCUACUUCACCUUUAGGGUUAUUGCCACGGAUGAUUAUGGAAAAGGCCUCAGCAACCGUGCUGACGUGGUGGUUUCUGUUGUCAACGCAUUGGACAUGCAGGUUGUCGUGUCCACUGUCCCUCCACAUUUAGUGGAAGAGCAUAGGGAGGAGCUCAUCAGAGUUCUGGAGCGUCACGUCCAGGACCAGAUACCAGGCGCUAAGGUGAUUGUAGAAUCCAUCGGGCCACGUCGUCAUGGUGACGGCUUUGAACUGGAGGACUACAGCAAGUCCGACCUGAUGGUGUACGCCAUUGACCCGCUCACAAACAGAGCCAUUUCCCCUAAGGAGCUCUUCAAAUUUCUCGACGGGAAUGUUCUGGAAAUCAACAAGGAGUUCCAGCCGUACCUGGGUGAGGGCGGCCGCAUCCUCGAGAUCCGUUCUCCGGAUAUCGUUGCGAGUGUAAAGAAAGCGGCCCAGGCCGUGGGCUACACGGAGGGAGCACUCCUGGCGCUCGCCAUCAUCAUCAUCCUCUGCUGCAUCCCCGCCAUCCUCAUUGUCAUGGUCACCUACAAACAGUUCAAAGAGCGCCAGGCAGAGUGUGCCAAAACUGCCAGGAUUCAGAUGGCUUUACCACCAGGAGGGAAAGCAGCUCCUGCAGCUGCUCCCAGCGCUAACCUCUAUGAAGAGCUGGGUGACAGCAGCAUGAGGCGAGGCUACGGCAGACAGCAACUGCUGAGGCCUUCUCUUCUGAGACCUGAGGAGCUCUCCAUGGAAUCCGGUAUCGACCCGGGCCAGGACUACUACACACAGGACUACUACAAUUACGACCAAGGGUAUGACCUUCCUCAAUACGGCAGUCGACGGAGGCUGAUAACUCCCAUGUAUGAUGAAUACGGGGAGGUGAUCGUGGAGGAUGAUGGGUAUUUCUACAGUCCUCAUGGCCCCGAGGUUGGGAUAAAGAAGCGGAUAAAGCUGGUUGUAGAUCGAGAGAACGAAACCAGCUCGACAGGAGAGGAGAGCGCCACGGAAACUCAGAGGAACAGACUCCCCAACAGCCACAGCAACAUCAACGGGAACAUCUACCUCUCACAGAACGGAACUAUCGUCCGAACUAGGCGACAGCCCCACCCGAACAACCUGAAGGUGGGCUCUCCUUGCCGGCUCGGUAAGCAUUUUAAAAAACUAGACAAGUUGGGAGUGACACAUGAAGAACCCCCUCCCAUCAUUAGCAUCGAGGGUACAGGAAACAACACAGAAAAUGGAACCGGCACAUGUGUCUCCUCUAGUGUGGAUGUCAACUUAAACACUCAGUCCUGUGGCACGCUGGGAUCCACCAACACAAUUCUUAGAAGUUUUGGGUCCAGAAACAAUAUUGCCAAGACCUUGAUUGACAGGAACAGCGUGGGCCCAUGUGUCAAUGAGGAGCAAGAGACUUGUGUUGACAACCACAAGGCCAGCAGGGAGACACUGGAGUCCCACAGUGACCACACGUUAUCGGACGAGGACGAGCUAUGGAUGGGACCGUGGAACAGCCUGCACAUACCAAUGACAAAACUCUGACUGGAAAUGCAGGAAAUGAAUUUCCUUUUUUCGUAAUGUUCCUGUCUUUAUCAUGUUGCGUUUGUUUAGAAAAAAAUAUUGAACAAAUGAUUGUGUGCCUCAACUGGACAAGCUCACAUCACUGUCCAUGACAGAUGAUUGCACUUCGAGUCCAAUUUUCAUUUCAUCAUAUUAUGUUAGAACUUACUUUUACCAAGAGUUUAUCACCGACAGGGCUAAUAGAGACAGGAACUAAGAGCUGCAAGGCAGUGAGUGCCUCAAAGAAAUAUGUCACUUUAUGUGAACUGUGCUCGACAUGAUUUUUUUUUUAUCUUUAUCUUUAUCUACCACGGAAGAUGGGCCUGUUUUAUGAAGUGAUUCCAUGUUUUUUUCUUUAAUUUCUCAGCCUCAUUUUUUUGUUGUUGUUUUUUUUUUUGAUUAUCCUAAAACAGAUCACAAAGAUUGUUGUUCGUUUCACUAUGAUGUUAAAGGGAAGUCAUGGUGAGUAUAUAAAGAAAUGGUGAUUAUAUAGUAUAUGAUAAAGAGUAAAAAAUCAAUUAUUUUGCUAAUAGCGUUUUACUUAAAAAAAAAAAAAAAAAAGAAUAACGAUUGUCAUUGAUUAUUUUAUGUUGUGAUCACUCUAUAAUGUUUUUGGGGAAAUUUCUGAAAAAUCUAUCAAAUUAUUUUUGUCUAUUUUGUAUCUAACAGAGCUGGAGAAUCUAUCAAAUGACAUUAAAGAUAUAAUACCCAUGUGUAUGUCAUCGCUGUAUUUCAGCUGGGAAUGAAGACAGUGUGAUCAAAGUGUUUUUAUAUUGACAUUUGUAACAGAACGCAGUAUUUUCCAACCCAUUUACAACCUGCAGACUCAACCUGUCAGUGAGUAUUUAUUCACUGACACAUCAGGACCCCAAAUAAUGGGAAAAGGACAACCAAAAAA